AUGGCUACCCCAGCGGCCCCAGCGACGUUCGCCGUGAUGCACCGACGCGUCACGGAGGCCGGCGUCAUGGCUGCGAUCCACGAGUUCCAGCGGCGCAAGGCCGACGGAGACGACAAUGAUCUCCUCAUCGCCGAAGACGUGCUCCUCCGUCGCUGGCUGGACGGUCGUUUGUCCGGCCUCGCCGUCUUCCGAGCGACGUACGAGGGCGACGUCAUGACGGUAACGACCCGCGGCGACAUUUUCAUCACCGAGGUGCCUGGUCAAGUGCACCAGCAGGCCAUUUUCCGCGUGGAUUACUACCAUGCUGGCACCGUCCGCAGACCCGACCUCGCGAUUGAACCGAGACGCGCGAUCCGCGGCGACCCCCGGAGCCAUUUGCCCCGCUGCAUGAUCGAGGUCGCCGUCACGCGCCACACGUCGUUCAACAAGUACGACCUGCACACACGCGCGCUCUUCGCUGAGUUUCCCGUGCUUCGGACGGUACUUGUCCUCGUCGUCUACCCGCUGCGGAACGCGGCAACACUUGACCCCAACAUGAACCCCAUCUUGGCGCAGAUGCCCGCGCUCGCUGUGCUCUACCGUCGUCUUGGCAGCAACAUUGCGAUCACGGAUGCCAUGAGCUGCGGCAACUACGCUCUACACGGGAACGUGCGCCUUCCCGGGGGUGUGGUUGUGCGGAACGAGGUCGCUGCGAUGGCUGCCGAGCUGCCGCUUUUCAACUUGGGCCAGCCGUGGAACCAUGGACCUUUCAUUACGCUGCUCGGUGACGAUCUGUACCGCGCCUCAGAUGGACGUGGCCAUAUCAUGCAAGGCUUGCUCCCCGACUACCCCGUGCAUUUAGCAACGACGAUCGCAGCAGCGAUUCGGACUGGAUACGAAGAAGCAACCCCCGCCAACGGUCUCGCCGCACAAGCUACUGCUGUCCAAGCAGCUGCACAAGCUGCCGUGCAAGCUGCUGCCGCACCGAAUGUCCGACGCCGCAACCACCGCUACAACCUCCGCCCUUGAAGAAGACUCUCUUCCAAGCGUCAUCGUGACAUUUCUUGUUUUCGUUUCUCCUUGCAACUUGGCAAAUGACAAUUCAAAGCGUUUGUUGUUCGCAGAUGUUGAUGUAUGGAAGCUCCAAUACAAUUGUACCAGUUGCA
Messenger RNA from Saprolegnia diclina VS20, 1145 nucleotides. RefSeq lists its product as hypothetical. The record is from RefSeq and is a predicted model, not a curated record. Lineage: Eukaryota; Oomycota; Saprolegniomycetes; Saprolegniales; Saprolegniaceae. Bases 1 to 1008 code for a protein of 335 amino acids. The transcript is spliced from 2 exons.